GCAAGGAUGCUACUUGCUAGCCACAAUGCGCAAUAAGGGAACUUUUUAACAUUUGGACAUUUAUUAUGUUCCCCUUUAUUGGCAUUAAACGUAGAGUUCCUGAAACAAAAAUCGUCAAAGACUUUGAAGUGGCUGUUUAUAUGGACUACAAAGUAUAUUGGCAGGGUGAUUAAACACAUUGACCAUGGAUAUUCAUAGACCCCCACCAUCUUAAAGAAAAUAAAACAUUUUGAAAAGCAUCUGAUUAUACAUAUUGACCAUGGAUAUCAGUAGACCCCCACCAUUAUAAAGGACAUGAAUGAAACAGUUAAAGAGUGGUGCAUGUGUUGGCAGCCUCCGCCUCUCCCUCCUCAGUACCAUCCAGCCUUCAUACAAAUGUAUGACCAUGCCAGGGUUGAUCCUAGCUAUGUCAUAUAUACAGAAAAAUGUGAAGGAUACAUAGAGAUACCAGAAAUACUACCCACUAAAGGUGUGACUGUUGUGACUUUUGCUGGAAGUAAAGUGCAAAACGCAGGGCUGUCUGGUUGGAUAGUAUUUCUGAUUGUCUUCAUUGUCAUCGUGAUUAUAAUCGUAUUUGCCUUCAUGACUUGGAAAAUAUGGAAGAAAAAGAAGCGUACUGGCAGGUAUGAACCUGUUACCGGGAACGUUCCCCUAGAAGUUUACGAAAGCACCAACUAUCUCGACAACAAAGCAACCAGAGGCCAAUGCUGGAAAACAUCCAACUUGACAACACCUGAUAAUAAUGGGAUCGAGAACAUGUAUAACUCCCUGCCUCGAUCAAACGGGAUGUCGUCAUGUGAUAUGGAGGUCCCAGAUGGAACAGUUUUGAAUGGUGCAUUGAGUAGCCAGGAGAAUAAACCACAAAAUGUCAAGAGAGCGGGCGUAAAAAAUGGGUUGCCUCAAGGUCCAAAUUCCACAGAACGUCCAUGGUCCCAAAAGUUUGAGGAUAUUCAUUUUAUUGAUGACCCUCCAUCUCCACCACCUGCAUAUGAUCAGGCAGUUGAAGGUGCCAAUACAUAUGGGGCAUUGCAACGAGACAGUGGGGGAUUUAACAGUAAAGUGUUGCACAAAGGUGGGGAUAUCCAAGGACUUGAUGAUAAAACAGUUGAUGGAAAAAUGAUUGAAAAUCAAGAUAGUGGGAAAGGUAGUUUGCCACCAAUAGAGGUAACACAGAAAAGUUCACCGAAAAAGAAAAAGAAAGCAUUUUUAAAAACACCAAGACAAGUGAAAGAUGAGAAAAAUCCAAGGACUUAAGGUGCUGCUUAGCUUGUUUAAGUAAGCUGUAAUGUGUAAGCAACCCACAGCUACUUAAUUGUUAAAUGGUUAUGGUCAACAGGCAUUUAAAAUGUGCAAUGUCAUACCUAAUUUGUCAUCUCUAAUCGGCAAUUACCAUUUCUUUGUCAAAGUCACAUUGCUUCCUCAGAAGAGAAACAUUAGAAAAGCAUAAGCAUUGUUGUUCAACGAUUGUCUUCAUUUGUCCAUUUUUCUUUGAUACUGCACCUCAAUACCUAAUUCCAUUGUUAAGGGGUGAGAAUAUUCUAGUUGUAAAGGUGUCCACCUCUAACCCAAGAGGUUGUGGGUUUGAUCCCCACCAGGGGUACUUUCUCAUGGCCUCUGAAAAGGACACCAGUACUAGUUCCUGGCCAAGAAAUGGACUCUAGAGAGAUUUUAGAAGCAAUCAACAUUUGUCACAAUCAAGGUGAAGUAUGAACUAAACUGUAGAUUUUAAUGAGCUAAAAGCAAAGCUUAAAAGCAUAAAUAAUUGUGUUUUUUAAAUUUGAUCUAGUUCUAGCUUGUCUGUGGGGUUUUUUGAGAAAAGAAAUGUACCCGUACUUAUUGUCAUAGCCUUGAUGUUGUUGGUGUUGUCAGCAUCGUCGUCGUAGUGCAAACGCUUUAACCUCUGUCAUUAUAUUCAAAAACUGUUAUUCAAAUGAAACUUGGAACACAUCUUGCCAGAGGCUAUUUGCAGACGCAGCAUGAGGCCCAUGACUCUUGAUUAAAAAAUUGUUGAGUAUUGCCCCCUUUUGCUGAACAACAUUCAAUUGUAAGCCUUCAUUCUGCAGCGCUCUAGUUUGUCAAGAGUUUCUAUCACUAUAACAACAGAAUGUUCCUAUAAAAGCAAAUUUGAUUUCACCUGCAAGCUGUUUUCGUUUCUAUUUUUUAAAUGAAUAGGGAUUAGUGUGUAUGUAUGUAUGAAAUUAAUCAUUUUGAUGUCAACAGUACCAUUAUUGGUGCCGAGCCAUCAACUUGUAAUGGGCAUUCUAUGGGAGUAAAUUUCAGCACCGUAGUUCCAUGUUAGCAUUUGUUUUAAAUGAUUCAUUAUUCUGUCCUACAUUCCAAUGUUGAAGUCUUUCUUCUUGUUCAGUGUUAACUUAUGAUCUAUGAACUGUAGCUGAGUGAGGUCGAACACAAAGAAGUUGUUUGUUUACUGUUAACCCUGACCCUGCCUUUGUAAAACCGCCAACCCAAGAGAUUUCUUUCCAUUUCUGGUUUUAAAAUGUACAGCCAGACAAUGAUUUAUUUUUUAAUUUAGAACCCAGAGUUAAUAUAAGUAUCUAUCAUGUGUUUCUGGUACUGAUAGAAAAAUCCGACCUGAGGGCAUGUGCGUAAUUCUUGCAUACCGGACGUGUGUUUCAGGUCAUGUGACCAGUGCUGGAAAAACCCAUCUUACAUACCCCAUGUAAGAUGAGUCACGCGCAACAACGCUUAUUUCAGCUUCUUAUUUCAUUUAUUGUAUGGUUUAUGAAAGAUAUAGAAUGCCAUUUCAUUAAAGUGCAAUCAAAUAUAUAUGUUUGCAAGUCUUUUAAUUAAAACUGAUAAUAAUUCAUCGUAAAAAACGCUAUUUUUAGUUAUUUAAAAUUACUGCGCUCUAUGACGUCAGCAAACAACGUCGCACGCACUUUUUGGUGUAAAUGUACGAAAGUUUGUUUUCUACGUCAUUUUUUUCCAUAAAUUCAUAAUUUUAGGUAUGCAAGAAAAAAUAUCAAUCAUGUUUUUCCGGUCCGGAUCGAAAAAUACGGCCCUCGGGCACGCUGCGUUACGGUAACUCGGCAAGCCUCGUUACCGGCUAACGCGCAUGCCCUCGGGUCGGAUUUUUCUAUCCGUACCAGAAACACAUGAUAGAUACUUAUAUUCCUUAAUAGUGACUAUAUUCGUAUCGUUGCACUCCCCUCAAAUUUGGAAAUUCAUCUUCAAAUUCCAGAUAUAUUUAUAUGCUAUAAAAGUCUGAUGGCCAAACGUGCUAGCAAUAGCGGUCCCAUAAUCUUGACAUAAGGUUUUUCCAAAAAAGAUCCCUACCUACCAUUUCUAGUAGAUUUUGGAUGUUAACCUUAAACAAACAAUUUAUUUUGUUAGGCCUGAUGUCAGUGUUGGCAUUUUAUGCAUUUCAAUGAAGGUUGUGGCUGUACUUAUGUAAUAUGUUGACUUAUGCUGUAAAAGAAUUAUUGCCAUAUUUUAGUGUGUUUAAGUUCAAUAUCAUGUUCAAAGUAAUAUGUGACACAAUAUGUGAAAACAGGCUAAAGGCAAUUAUGAUGUAACUUAGGGAUUACAUUUGAUAAAUUUUUACUGUAGGGCGUUUUUGUUGAUACCAAACCAGUUUCAGUUUUGGUUUCAGCAGUUACAAAAUUGUUUUUUAUAGUUUUGCUUGAAGUAACAAGUGCAUGGUUUUGUUUACAUUUUCAACAACAUGGCAGAGCUACUGUGGCUACUGAGGCACUCAAUUACUAAUAAAACCCUUUUCAUUUAGCUCAUUUGCCCAUUGUAAGGCAUUAUUGUCAAAAAGAUUGCGUUACAACAAACGUGGCUGAUCACUUUCCGCCAUGUUGUUUUCGAAGUAAACUAGAUUUCGGCUGGAACGAACCGAUAAAACCGCCUCCGGUAGGGGUUUCGAUAGUUUCAAAAACCAGUUUCGGUUUUUGUUAAAAAAUGAUUAAAAUUGGUUUUGGUUUUAUUUGAAACUUUUACAACAAAUACACAGUUCGUGAAACCGAUAUAAAACCAAAACCAGUUUAAUACCAACAAAAACGCCCGUAGUUAAUUGACAGUAAAAAUAAAACCAAUGUCACCCUUAAAUAACCAGCUUGUUGAAAAAAAAAUCUCAGUCACCUGUGGCCUGGUUUUCACAGACAGUGUCAAAUAUUAUGGUUUUGUGAUUAACUAUGAGUCCUUUAACAGUGCUAUUCAUCGUAAUAAUUAUGUCCUUUAAAUUCUUUUCAGUGGCCUGGCCACACAAAAACAAUGUAAUUUACUGUUGUUUUAUGUGGAGGGCAUAAAGAAGUACAAAGAAGUACAUUCCUUUGCAGAUGCUAUAGUCUGUCCGUCCGUAAACCAAACCUUGUCCGAUAGAUAACUAAAGUAAGCUUGGUCCUUAAGUCCUCAAACGUGGCAGGGAAGCUGGUUAUGACCAGCAGAUGACUUCUAUGUAUUUUGAGGUCAAAGGUCAUGGUCGCGGUUACCUUGGACACAAAAAGCUUUUCCAAAUGAUAUCUCGAGUAUGCUUCUUCCUACAGUCCUCAAACCUGUUAGGAAGGUUUGUUAUGUCCAGCUAUUGGUUUUGAGGACAGUAGAACUGGUCAAUAACUCUUCCUACAGUCCUCAAACUUGUAGGGAUGUUGGUCAUAACAUUAAAAUACCCCAUUGACACUUUUAAUGUGAAAUGACUUUUUGGUUGUCAGAAGGGGAGGAAAGAUGUUUUACAAACAUCACUUGUGCUUUUCUUCUGACAAGACCCAAUGGGGAGCAUUUGUCAGGUGUUUGUGACAGUGCUUGUUUACUGUUUUACUUAGUCAUAAUCGCCCCUAACAAAAACCUCUUGAACUUCAGACCUAUGAUAAGAUUUGGACCCUUUUUCAUUCAAGAUUUAUAGCAUCAGUUGAAAUUAUUUUGCAUUCUUAUAUAUUUGAUUUGAACUUGAAACAUUGAAACAAUGUUGCAGAAGGGUGAUUUGAUAAUUUACUGAGCUAAAUAAAUACAUGAAAUGUCCAUAAAUAGCGAACAUAAUUUUCGAUGCUAUUUAUUAAUGACAUCACAUUAAAAGUUAUUACAUUAGUUAUAAAUAAUAAAAAAAAGGUAAUGAUGUUACUUCAUGAUGGUGAUGUCAUUUAUGAUAUGAAUUGUUUCAUAAAUCUUAUUUUGGUGCCUUAAAUAUUUUGUGAAUAUUAUUAAUUUCUUAGCAUUUAAGAAAUUAAGGCUACAAGCCAUGCAAUGUUGUCAUUGUUUUACUUUGCGGAAGCAUAACUUCAAGGGAAACAUUUUUACUAGUCUCACAUUGGAAUUGGCAUUUGAUGGUAACUUUUACAUUGAUAUAACUUGAGUCAAGUUAUAUACCUCGUUUAUUAUUUUGUUUAUUUCUUUCUGAAAACUUAUUUGUUUUUCUGCUGGUGCUUUAAAAAUAUUUUAGAAUAGAAACUCGACUUGUCAAUAGACGUUGCAUUUAUAACCUGUUUUUUCUUGUUAUAUACAAAUCCGAAGUUCAUCCAUACUGUUCAAUACAAUUUAGUGUUCAAUAUUAUGUUUUGUUUCAUGUGUGUUGCAUUAUUUUUCAGGUUUCUUUUACUCUUUUUUUGGAAAACUGCACUCAGCCUUUUCUGGCUUUCAUCUAAUGUGUUGAUAUUAUUUAUUUCUUAUGUGUUCAUUUAGUUAAUGGUAAAAGCAAUGUGAUGUAAACAUUGAUUUACUUUGCUGAAGCAAAACCUCAAGGGAAAUAUUUUAACUAGUCUCUAGAUAUUACUUUAGUCGAGUAAGAUACCUUGUUUACUUUCUUUGUUUAUUCCAGUCCGAAAACUUAAUUUUACAUCAUACGUUUUAUACAAAUCUUAAGUUCAUCCAUACAGUCUAAUAAAAUUUAGUGUUCAAAGUUAUAUUUUGUACAAGAGAAUACCAGAUUUUUCCAAAUUUACCUUACAUUUAUUUUAGUAAAACAGCAGUCAGACAAGUUACCGCUUUUAAUCAGGUGAAUCAGUAAAUUAAAACAGAAGCUGGACAAGUAGAUGAAAUAUAAUCUCAACCACUAAGCUUGUUAAGGGGCUAUUAAUAUGCAUUUUUUGGUUAAAACUGGUUAUGUGACCAUUUUGCAUUAACAGUCACAUUAAACCAUUUAUUUAGGUAAAUACAUAGUGUGACAUACUAAUAUCCAUCAACCAUUUCUAAUACACUGGUUUAAGCUGGUUUUGACGAUCAUUUCCUUAGCAUUCUCAUAUCAAUGUUUUCAAAACACAAACAGCAUGUCAGCAAAAAAAAAAAAAAACUACAGCGAAAUACUUCCUCGUGUUGUUACUAUCAAGUUUACAGCAAAUAAAGUUACUGUUUUUAUUAAUUGAAAAUUCGAGUAAUUCAAAAAUAUUUGUCAAAAAUAACUGCUGUUUUUAUGUGCCAUGUGUCACUGGAAUUGUGUUUUUCCUCAAAUUAUCAGAUGCAUAUUGUUGAUCUUAUUGAGGUCCGUUUGUCUGUUGUUUUAAAAUUUUGAACAGUGGCUUUUUAUGAUAUUCAUUUAGUCAUCAUUUUCAGCUGGAUGGGUCGGUUGCAUUCGUCAAGUAAACACUUGAGUCCAUGAAAGUCUUGAUAACAAGUCAAUUUUGGUGCAUGUGUUCUUAACGCAGUUACAGACAUAAUUUUCAUUACUGCCAUUUUGUGUAUCCUUCUUUUGCUGUUAAUAUUGUUUUCAUAGUUGUGUGCAUUUAUUUUUGUAAUAAAAUAAAUAAAUUUCUU
This is a messenger RNA of Mya arenaria, 6705 nucleotides long. RefSeq lists its product as uncharacterized. The transcript is spliced from 9 exons. The coding region runs from base 295 to 1254 and encodes 319 amino acids. The record is from RefSeq and is a predicted model, not a curated record. NCBI's taxonomy places the organism in Eukaryota, Metazoa, Mollusca, Bivalvia, Myida, Myidae.